AUGCAAGUCGUAAGGCGGGACAUGCAGCUCUCACUGCGUAUCCUUCAGCACCUCCUCUUCCUCAAAGACGCCGCCAUCCCCACAAAACCCACCCUCUACGCCUGGGACGAAACCUGGCCGGCGACAAGCGCCUCCCUCACAACCUCCGGCCUAACACGCACCGGCCUCCUCCCAGCCCUCGAAUACGGCGACAAGAUCUACACGCAGCACAUCCCGACGCUGCGCUAUCUGGCCCGCGAACUCGGCGCGUACGACGGACAGACCUCGUACGAGAAAUACAUUGUCGACGCGGUGGCGGAUCUGUAUAUCGAUUGGCGGGGGCAGUGGGUUUGCAGCCUCAAGGGCGCGAGCGAGGAGUAUAAGAAUGAGACUGUGCCGAAGUAUUACAAGGUCAUCGGGGAGUAUUAUGAUGAGACAGCCGGGCCGUAUCUGUUGGGGGACCGGAUCACGUAUGUCGAUUUUGCGGUGUAUCAGAGUAUUGAUAAUGAGAGGAGGACGGGGACGUUGCCGGAGUCGCUCCCUGAGUCCCUGGUGAAGCUGCAGGAGGCGAUGGAGGCGAGGCCGAAUAUCAGGGAGUAUAUUGCGGAGCAUAAAUAG
This is a messenger RNA of Aspergillus mulundensis, 597 nucleotides long. Its product is annotated as glutathione S-transferase. Gene Ontology annotation, biological process: glutathione metabolic process. The transcript is spliced from 3 exons. Bases 1 to 597 code for a protein of 198 amino acids. The record is from RefSeq and is a predicted model, not a curated record. NCBI's taxonomy places the organism in Eukaryota, Fungi, Ascomycota, Eurotiomycetes, Eurotiales, Aspergillaceae. Gene Ontology annotation, molecular function: glutathione transferase activity.